AUGAGCGAACAGCGAAGGUCUGCCACGGGCUCCUCCACAACAGGUUCCUAUCAACUAAGGCUCAGGAAAAAGAGGACAAAAAGAGAAUGGAAACCAUUGGAGGAUCGAAGUUGCACAGAUUUGCCAUGGUUCCUGCUAUUUACAGUAUUUUGCGUGGGAAUGGGUGGCAUCUGUGGCUAUACCAUCAUCACUGGUGGUGCAGCGAGGCUUGUCUUUGGAUAUGACAGCUACGGGAACACGUGUGGUCAGCGCAACGAAUAUAUAGAAGGAGUUAGACUCAGUGGCCUUGACCAAACGGACAAAAAAUAUGUUUUCUUCCUGGACCCAUGCAACAUAGACAUUGUGCAGAGGAAGAUCAAGUCUAUGGCUCUGUGUGUUUCACAGUGUCCGGAUGAAGAGUUGAAGACCUAUGGGGAUCUGAAGAGGUUUGCCAUGAUCAAUGGGUCUGAACUUUGCUCUUACGAGUUGGCUGGUCAUAAAUACCCUAGUCUCCCAGAGAGGUUUGACAAGUGUCCCAAGCUUCCAGUACCACCAAGUAAGGCUCUGCCAGUCUUUAACCGCUGUACUCCAGUGGAUAUUUCCUGCUAUGCUAAGUUUGCCGAAGCUGUGGUUACCUUUGUCAGCGAUAACAGCAUGUUACAUCGGCUGAUCGCUGGCGUGGCCGCCAGCAAAGAGAUAAUCGUGGGCCUCUGUCUGCUAGCACUAGUGCUUUCCAUGAUUCUCAUGGUGAUUAUACGCUACAUCUCUGCUGUGCUGGUGUGGAUUCUUACCGCUCUUGUGAUUCUGGGUUCACUAGGAGGCACCAGUGUUUUGUGGUGGCUAUAUAUAGAUCACAGACUGACGAUGAACGAGACUGUUGUGAAAGAUGCUAAGGAAGCUACCAAGGAGGAUCUGGAGGCUUCAAAAGAUAAAGUUCAAGGCUUUAUGGUCUACGCUAUUGCAGCAACUGUGUUCACAGUGAUCCUGUUAUUGUUGAUGUUGUUCAUGCGGAAGCGUGUGGCACUAACCAUCGCCCUGUUCCACGUGGCCGGGAAGGUGUUCAUCCACCUGCCCCUGCUGGUGCUCCAGCCCUUCUGCACCUUUCUUGCCCUCUUCCUCUUCUGGAUCUACUGGAUCCUGGUGCUGCUCUUCCUUGGCACCACUGGGAACCCUGUCCAGAAUGAAGAGACCGGUCUGAUUGAGUUCCGGCUGACUGGACCACUGCAAUAUCUGACAUGGUACCACGCUGUGGGGUUGAUCUGGAUCAGUGAGUUCAUCCUUGCCUGUCAGCAGAUGACCGUGGCCGGAGCCGUGGUCACCUACUACUUCACAAGGGAUAAAAACAAACUUCCUCUGACACCUAUACUGUCGUCAGUGCUUCGUCUGAUGCGAUACCACCUGGGCACUGUAGCCAAGGGCUCCUUCAUCAUUACUCUGAUUAAGAUCCCCCGACUCAUCCUCAUGUACAUCCAUAACCAACUCAAAGGAAAGGAAAACGCAUGUGCGCGGUGCAUGCUUAAAGCGUGCAUCUGCUGCCUGUGGUGUUUGGAGAAGUGCCUCAACUAUUUGAAUCAGAACGCGUACGCGGCGACGGCCAUCAACAGCACCAGUUUCUGCACGUCGGCGCGUGACGCCUUUGUGAUCCUGGUGGAGAACGCACUCAGAGUGGCGGCCAUCAACACCGUGGGAGACUUUGUGCUUUUCCUGGGCAAAAUCCUGAUUGUGACAACCACAGCUUUUGCUGGGGUGCUAGCACUGAAUUAUCAGAGAGACUACACAGAAUGGGUGCUACCCCUCAUCAUCGUGUGUCUCUUCGCCUUCUUGGUGGCCCACUGCUUCCUGUCCAUUUUCGAGAUUGUAGUGGAUGUGCUCUUCCUCUGCUUUGCCAUCGACACUAAAUACAAUGACGGCACACCCGGCAAGGAGUUCUACAUGGACAAGGCCCUUAUGGAAUUUGUGGAAAAUAGCAGAAAAUCCGUAGCGACCGUAGAAAGAGGGCGGAGUCGCGUGCGUCGUCAAGAGGAGGCAGAACUGACGGAGAUCAAGGCCAUGGUGAGUGGACAUGGGUGUGAUCCUGGGCCGGAGUGGGAGGCCCUGCAGGAAUUUCACCUGUACUAUCUACUGCUGUGUGUACUGGUAGACUGGGCCCUAUCUGAUCAAGCCCUAGUCUUGUGUCUCAGCCAAGACAUGAUCAUCUUUCUGUCCAUCUGCCUACCCACCUCCACACUCUUCCUGCUGGGCUCUCUGCUUCAACGUCCUUCUGUCUCUGCAUGCUGA
Molecule: messenger RNA, 2256 nt
Organism: Chanos chanos (milkfish)
Lineage: Eukaryota; Metazoa; Chordata; Actinopteri; Gonorynchiformes; Chanidae
Gene: slc44a1b
Product: solute carrier family 44 member 1b
Exons: 15
Coding region: 1-2256 (751 amino acids)
Biological process (GO): transmembrane transport
Cellular component (GO): membrane
Molecular function (GO): transmembrane transporter activity
Source: RefSeq, a predicted model, not a curated record